AUGAGCGGCGGGGGGCCGGGGGAGCAGGGGGCCGGGGGGGAGCCCGGCCCCAACGCGGCGGACGACAAGAAGGAGGACGACGAGGAGAAGGCGGCGGCGGCGGCGGGGACGGCGGCGGGUCUGGGAGCCCAGGACGAGGCUCCGCUCACGGCGCCGCCGCCGCUGCUGAGCGUGGACGUGUCCGGGCUGGUGUGUCAGCUGGCCGUCAGCUUCCUGCUGCUGUUCCCGGUGUACGCCCUGGGCUACCUGGGGCUCAGCUUCAGCUGGGUCCUGCUGGCGCUGCUGCUGCUGCUGCUGGUCUGGGGCCCCCGCCCGGGCCCCCGCGCCGCCCGGGGCCCCCGGGCCGCCCCCGCCUCCCGCUGGCGGCGGGCGCUCGCCUUCCUGGACCGCGACCGGGGGGACGACCCCGCCCCGGGGCUCCGCGCCGCGGACCUGCCCGCCUGGGUCCACUUUCCAGACACUGAAAGAGCAGAAUGGCUAAACAAGACUGUAAAGCAUAUGUGGCCUUUCAUCUGCCAAUUCAUAGAGAAGCUAUUUCGGGAAACAAUAGAGCCAGCCGUGCGUGGAGCGAACACCCAUCUUAGCACCUUCAGUUUCACAAAAAUCGAUAUGGGCCACCAGCCCCUAAGGAUUAAUGGCGUCAAGGUUUAUACUGAAAAUGUGGACAAAAGGCAGAUUAUUUUGGACCUUCAAAUCAGUUAUGUAGGAAAUUGUGAAGUUGAUUUGGCGAUCAAGAGGUACUUUUGCAGAGCUGGUGUGAAAAGUAUGCAAAUUCAUGGUACCAUGAGAGUUAUCUUAGAGCCUUUGAUUGGAGACAUGCCCUUAGUUGGAGCUCUGUCUAUCUUCUUCCUUAGGAAACCACUCCUGGAAAUUAACUGGACAGGACUGACUAAUCUUUUGGAUGUCCCUGGACUGAAAGGCUUAUCAGACACUAUCAUUCUGGACAUAAUAUCAAACUACCUGGUACUUCCCAAUCGAAUUACAGUUCCUCUUGUCAGUGAAGUUCAGAUUGCUCAAUUGCGGUUCCCUAUACCAAAGGGUGUUCUAAGGAUUCAUUUCAUUGAAGCUCAGGAUCUUCAGGGCAAAGAUACUUAUCUAAAAGGCCUUGUCAAAGGGAAGUCAGAUCCUUAUGGAGUCAUUCGAGUUGGCAACCAAAUCUUCCAAAGCAAAGUCAUCAAGGAAAAUCUCAGUCCAAAGUGGAAUGAAGUUUAUGAGGCUUUAGUUUAUGAACAUCCAGGGCAGGAGUUAGAGAUUGAACUCUUUGAUGAAGAUCCAGACAAGGAUGACUUUCUUGGAAGUCUCAUGAUUGAUCUGAUUGAAGUUGAGAAGGAGCGUCUCUUAGAUGAAUGGUUCACUUUGGACGAGGUUCCUAAAGGAAAGCUGCAUUUAAGACUGGAGUGGCUCACAUUGAUGCCAAAUGCUGAGAAUCUUGAUAAGGUGCUAACAAGCAUUAAAGCUGACAAAGACCAAGCCAAUGAUGGCCUUUCUUCAGCAUUACUUAUCCUCUAUUUGGAUUCAGCCAGAAAUCUUCCAAGUAAUCCAUUAGACUUUAACCAUGAUGGCUUGAAGAAGGCUGCUGUUCAGAAAGCUUUAAAGUCAGGGAAGAAAAUCAACAGCAACCCUAAUCCUGUUGUUCAAAUGUCAGUUGGACACACAGCUCAGGAGAGCAAGAUUCGUUACAAAACCAAUGAACCUGUGUGGGAGGAACACUUUACUUUUUUCAUUCACAAUCCCAAGCGGCAGGACCUUGAAGUUGAGGUCAAGGAUGAACAGCAUCAGUGUUCCUUGGGGAACCUGACGAUUCCUCUCAGUCAGCUUUUGGCAAGUGACGAUCUAACUAUGAAUCAACGGUUCCAACUCAGUAAUUCAGGUCCCAACAGCACUAUAAAAAUGAAGAUUGCACUCAGGGUUCUUCAUCUUGAAAAGCAAGAAAGACCUGCAGAUUACCAACACUCAGCCCAAGUGAAGAGACCCUCGGUUUCCAAAGAAGGGAGGAAAAUAUCUGUCAAAUCUCAGGUCCCCACGUCCACCACAGCCGACUCUAGCAAAACCGUCCCGACCACCCCGGUGAUUGAUAGUAGAAAGGCUGACCCGGGAGAAAAAGGCCACCCGGCUAAUGCCAGUCCACAGUGGCCAACUGAGCUCAGCAGGAGUUCCUCCAGCCUUCAUGCUUCCAAUUUUGCCUAUUCCCCCAGCCAUCUUUCUGUCAAGGAACCAACCCCAAGCAUCGCCUCAGACAUAUCGCUGCCCAUUGCCACCCAGGAGCUGCGGCAGAGACUACGACAGCUUGAAAAUGGGACAACUUUGGGACAGUCUCCUCUUGGGCAGAUUCAACUGACUAUUCGUCACAGUUCCCAAAGAAACAAGCUGAUUGUGGUUGUGCAUUCUUGCAGAAAUCUGAUUGCUUUUUCUGAAGAUGGCUCUGAUCCUUAUGUCCGGAUGUAUUUACUGCCAGAUAAGAGAAGAUCCGGGAGAAGAAAAACCCAUGUAUCAAAGAAAACGUUAAAUCCAGUGUUCGACCAGAGCUUUGAUUUCAGCGUUUCACUACCAGAAGUACAAAGGAGAACAUUGGAUGUAGCUGUGAAAAACAGUGGUGGUUUCUUAUCCAAAGACAAAGGGCUUCUUGGCAAGCUGUUGAUAGCUCUGGCAUCGGAAGAACUCGCUAAAGGCUGGACCCAGUGGUAUGACUUAACUGAAGAUGGUUCACGGCCACAUGUCGUACACUAGACCACUUCGGACACCGACAAUUUCUCCCCGGAUUAUGUAUUUAGCCAAUCUUUAUACAUUUUGAAUGCGUCGUUCUCACAGAUGUAUCGAUAUUAUUUUUAUAGCUUCAUGUAUUUAGUUAUACACCCCAGUGGUUUUAUAAAUCUUAACACUUUGACAUUUUAUGCAGACUUAACCAAUUUUAUUGUUAAAUUUCAAAUUUAUAAUUUGCUCUCAAAUAUUAUAUGUAUCGUAUUAUGUGCAAUAGGGUUAGAGAACUGUUGUGUUUAAAUGGAACUGUAUGACAGUUGUGUAUUUUAGACAGUCAAUCUAUGCUCUGCUUUAUUCCUGCCUUGUUUUGUAUAUCACUGAGGUACCUGGUACCCUGUAAAUAGAUUCUAUUUUUUUAUAAUCUUUCCAUGCUAGUGUGAGAUCAGAAGAAAAUGGAUCAAAUGUAUAUUUUCUUCUGAGUGCAUGUCAGAUUCUUAUGACAAAUAUUCUUUUUUUUGUUUUUGCAGCAGAGUGGUCUAAGUGACCCUUUGGUGUUUCUUUUCAAAAAAGAAACAAAACUGAAAGUCAGAAAAGUUAAUAUUUUUCUUUCGCUUAGGCUAGUGAAAGAAAAUGUACAAAAUAGCAUUUCUACAUAAAUAUUAAGAUGUUUCACUAAAAAGUCAUUCUAUAUAGAGUAUUAUAAGCAAAAAUGUUUUAGAACUAAGAUAUAUACAAAUAUUAUAUGAAGAGAAUUUAAGAUCCAGAAAUCAGAGUAUAAAUCUAGUGUUUCUUACACAGAAAUGAGAAUGUAUUUACGGUAAAAUAUUUUAUUCACUUUUUGAAAUUGCUUGUUGUAACUUAUUCAUGUAAUCUAGAGCACGGACUUAUGCAUUUCCUGAAAGGGUCGCGGGGAUAGGCUUCUUCCACAUUAGAAAUUUGGUCUCUUAAAUAACCACUUGUAAAAUGUUAAUAUCCUGGGGGGCCAGCCUUCAUCGUUAACGUUCAGGCUUCAACUUGCACCGAAGCUUGAAAGAUCCCAAUAUUAAAGACCAAAAAGUGGUUACUGAGAAGGUCAUGAGGUAAGCUGGAAGAGUCAUUGAAUAUCAGAUUAAAAGUUGAUGCCUUUUACAGGAUUUGUCCCCAAUGUUGCAAAAAGUUCUAUUUAGGCUUGUCGCCCUUGGAGUGAAAUACUGCUGCAUUCUGCACCACACAAAGGUUGUCACCAGAAGCAAGUCCAAAAGGAUUAGUCUAUUCCUCAGUAAGAGCAACUGUUAGCUUUAAUAUACCUCCUUCUACGUGUGAACAGUUUGGGGACAUGGGGCAGGGGGUGGGGAAGGAUAAUUGUAUAAAAUUGUUCUGUGUCUUGGAAAUUUUUUCUCAACUCCUAAGGACUGAGUUACCCCAGAGCCUUCAGUACUUCUGCCAAGUUCACUCCAGUCUCAUUGUGGGGGAAAUUGCAAACUUACACAAAAUAUGCAAACAUAUGAACAAUUAAAAAAUACGUUUUUUAAGCCCAAGUGAUUAAAAGUUUCCCUGGGCUGGAGGGAUUUUUUUUAGGUUAUGUAAAAUAAUUCCUUUGGGAGCAAAAAAUAUCCAGACAAGUAGCGUUAGGACUGUAGUUUAAGCUUCAAUAAACCCAUCUACUUAAGGAUAUUCUUUCAAUGUAGAAAAUAGUGGGCUAAGAAAUUAGAUGAUGAAUGUGACAUGACCAAACAUACCAAAGUGCCUGCUAUGGUUGUGGCUGUUCUCUGAACCUGAUUUCCGAGCCAUCUGAUUUUAACCUCAACCCUCUGAAUCCCCGUCGCCACUCCCUCUUCUGCCUCUCACCCCCACACACCCUGCUUGUGGUGGCCUCAGUCUUUUCACCCUGCAUUUUCACUGUAACCAAAAUGAAGAUGGCUUGAUGUGGUAAAGUAAUUCCAGAUGUUUCCGCUAUUUCCAGUUGUGCGAAAGUUUGCUUUAAGGCUUCAGUGGAUUCUGUUAAGUGGGAGUACGGUAUGGGUAGCUAUUCCGGGGAGAAAGAAAACCUCUAUUUAUAAAACUCUCACUCCAGGAUUGUGGGACACGGAUAUUUCAGAUAUGGGAAAGAUCUGACCAGUCGGGCUAGCUGUAUUAAAAACUUCUUUUUAGAGCAAGACCUGUGGUCUCUGCCACAACCAGAAGGGAGGAUGUACAAACUGCUGUCCACCCCGAAUUGUGAGUGACUUGUGCUUCUCUCUUUUCCUGCAUGAUUGUCUUUUGGGUUUUUUUAUUUUUAAACUUGAAAUAGGUAUUUUACUUCUAUGUGAGGGCGGUACAACCAGAGGAGAGGAACAUAUUAAAGUAGAUAAUGAGAGGCCUAUUUUAGUGGCUUAGGAGUCCAACUUGGCGAUGUAUAGAUCCAGUUACUGGUAGUUGCAAUCCUUGGUUACUUUCCCCCAGGAGUUUGGGGCUCAGUUCAGACACUCUUGUCUUUCUCAAGAAACCCAAUUUCUCGGGGGGAAAGGUUUAGUUGGUGAUUCUAAGGCAGGCCCCUGGAAUCACGGGGUAAACUGGGCAAUUGUUUAGGCUAGCCCACUCCCAUUAGAUUAUAAGGACCUGGAGAGCAGUAAUUGUAUGUCUUCUGUUGUCCUUUCCCAAGUGCUUAUUUCUGUGCUUGCUACUCAGUGGGUGCUAAGUAAUUGUCAUGAAGGAUGAGGCCUGUCCCAGAGGCCUCUCAAGCAACUAAAAAGAAAUUUCACAAACUUUAUUCUCCCCAACAUCACAGUUGAAAAUACCCCCACGUUCCUGGGAAAAGAAGACUGUGCCUAUCCGUGUCAGAGUCACUGCACACCAUCUCCCAAACGGCUACCUCGUGGCCUUCAGAGUGAUGCUUGGAAAGAAGGGUAUGGUUACAGUUAAAGGGAAAAGGUAUUACAAAACGGGAAGAAGGGGUCUUCAUUGCCUUCAUUCUUCACUUCUGGUGGAUGGUAUAAGUGAAAAGAGGGAAUGUAUCAUUUUUCCUUUUGGGUAAAACCCGGGGGCGGGGGGGUGGGCGUUUGAAAGCCAGGUCUUGUUAACUUUUCAUGUACUUCGUUUAUCCUGUGCCUUAAAAGUAUGAAAGUUUAAAUGUUUUAAUUUCUCAAAUGAUUAAAAGAAAAAUGCUUUAGCUGAACAGACCACCGUUUUUAUAUUUUGUGCUGUGAAAACGUGUGUAAAACUGCUCUGCUUUUGGGAGCAAAGAAUUGCAUUUUUACUAUUAGUUAAUGUAAAUCCAAACAUGACUGUAUUUGGCAAUUGGAUGUGGGUUGAAUUAGUUGCUCUUUUGUUUCAACUUGAUUGUUUGUAAAGAUAAAGUUACAGCAACCAAGGAAAGUGGAAAUCGGAGUGAAAAGGGGCCUUUUUGAGCAAGUCGUCCUUCUUGCUCAGUUCUACAUGGCAAUGCAUGUAUUUAUUCAAUAAACAGAUCAUAUUGUG
This is a messenger RNA of Tachyglossus aculeatus (Australian echidna), 6132 nucleotides long. It is a transcript of the gene ESYT2, whose product is annotated as extended synaptotagmin 2. Gene Ontology annotation, molecular function: lipid binding. Gene Ontology annotation, biological process: lipid transport. NCBI's taxonomy places the organism in Eukaryota, Metazoa, Chordata, Mammalia, Monotremata, Tachyglossidae. The transcript has 23 exons. The record is from RefSeq and is a predicted model, not a curated record. Bases 1 to 2727 code for a protein of 908 amino acids.